Molecule: messenger RNA, 1437 nt
Organism: Amorphotheca resinae ATCC 22711
Lineage: Eukaryota; Fungi; Ascomycota; Leotiomycetes; Helotiales; Amorphothecaceae
Exons: 5
Coding region: 240-1388 (382 amino acids)
Source: RefSeq, a predicted model, not a curated record
CAAUCGGCGAGAACCGAGCGGGGAAGAUGGGGGACCUGAUCUUAGGAUAGGGAGAUAGAGAACUGGGCAAUAUCGAGGCCUCAUGUGCUCCCCUGGGGCCCCUGGGGUGUGGCGCUGGAAGUCGUGUUCAACAGCUCGACCUUUUGUAUAACCCUCCAUGCUGAGUCUCAUCCCACAACAUCCAGCUCCGAAAUUAUCUUCCUCUCAACACGUACUGUAGAAGAACAAGAGAUUCGAAAAUGUCGACAACCGUCACCGUGCCACCACCCGCGACAUCCAAGUUGGAGCUUCGCACUGCUUAUGGCCCUGUAUUUCGAGAUGUCUUGAACACCCCGCCUCGAGAGUGCACCGCAGAGGAGAUCCCCAUUAUUGAUCUAGCGCCCAUCUCCUCCCCCAAAUUCGAGGAUCGCAAGGCGCUCGCCGCAGAAUUCCGAGCCGCUGCCGUAAACACGGGGUUCUUUUACAUCAAGAACCAUGGCAUUGACGAAAAGACCAUCGCCGAUGCGAAGAAGCAGCUUUUGGCGUUUUUCCGCCAGCCCUUGGAUCAGAAGAUGAAGAUUUCCCAGGCGAGAUCAAAGUUUUUCAACGGGUACAAGGCGCCUAGAAGUACAAAUAUCAGCCCCGGUGAGAGCAUCGAUGUCAAAGAAUCUAUUGGAUGGCGAUAUGAUCCCAAAUACGACCCCGAAAAAAAGGACCUCGCUGCCAUCCCCGAGGAAGUGAAGCCCUGGAUCCGCGGCGAAGACUUCAUCUGGGAAGGGACCUCGCACCUGCCAGGCUUCAAAGAGGAAGUCCUUCGAUACUGGGCGGCCUGCUUGACCCUCGCUCGGAAACUAGUCAAGAUCUUUGCGCUGAGUCUUGAUCUCACAGAAGACUAUUUCGACAGCCGGACGACGUACCCGGGCGCUGAUGGAGUCUUCAACUAUUACCCGGUCUCGACGGAAGAGGAUGUAGCGAACAACGCCGUGGGGCUGGGAAGCCAUACCGAUCUGCAGUUGUUCACGCUGCUGUGGCAGGAUAUGACGGGUGGUCUGCAAGUUCUGAACCGCGAGGGGCAAUGGAUCAAAGCGACCCCCGUCGAGGGAACCAUCGUGGUGAACAUCGGCGACUUCAUGAUGAGACUCUGCAAUGACAUAUACAAGAGUACCGUUCAUAGAGUCUACAACCGAUCCACUGUUGAGCGAGUCUCGAUGCCCUUCUUUUUCGGUCUCAACUUCAACUGUGUCGAGGGCGUCGUGCCCUCCUGCACAUCCGCCGAAAAUCCAGCUAAAUACGAACCGAUCUCAUGCGGAGAUUGGUGUCAACUCAGAUUCGAACUUGAGCAGCGCGAGACCAGGAAGAAAAACGCUCCGAAGGCUCAAGCUCCCAGUGCCGUGAUCGUAGCCGCCUAGUCCUCUCCAAGGAGUCCUAUUCAACAUCUGUAAGAUAGAUAGAUAAAAC